CGACGAGGCUGAUUUUCCUGGUGCGCUGUUGCGUCAACGACAGUUGUUGAGCAUGACGGGUAGCUCUGGAGCUUGUUUAGCUACUUUAGUUAGCUGCUUGUAGCGUGGAGUCAUUCACUAGUUUUUGGAACCUUAGUGUUGUUAGCAUUUCAAAUGGAUAUGAUUGUCAACAUAAGCUGUGAAUAGGAAGCGUCUCUAAGCUGUUAGUUGUUUUAACAUUUUAAAAACCAGGCUAACCUUCACCUGUUUGGAUACUAAGGACAUUCAGAAUACCACCGCUGGACAAAAGGUAGUAUUUGUAAAAGAUCCAGAUGGCACGAAAUGCACAAAAAUUCCGUAAUGAAGACACUAACCCAUGCAUUGACGAAAGUAAGAACUCACAGAAAUGUUUGGAUGCCUACAACUAUGAUAAAAGCUUGUGUUCAGCCUACUUCCAGAGAUAUAAGAACUGUAGGAAAUACUGGCAUAACAUAAUGAUGCAGAGAAAAAGAGAUGGUAUAAAACCCGACAUGCCCACUGCUGCAGAGAGGCAGGAGAUGAUCGCUGCCAUUGGAAGAACACCAUACUGAGUGUCAGCAGGGUCAACACAAAGACACUUUGAAAACACAGGAAAGCUCAUGAAUUUAAAGACAGGCUAACACAUUUUCAAGCUCAGGUUAUGCUGACCUGACCUUUGGGAACUGGAAACAAAAUUGGUGAUUGAUUAUAAAUGUUUUUUACCUAUAGGAUAUGUGAAAACCUGUGAAAAAGCAAAAUAAAACAAAGCAUUUUGAUCUUG
Messenger RNA from Betta splendens (Siamese fighting fish), 778 nucleotides. It is a transcript of the gene chchd7, whose product is annotated as coiled-coil-helix-coiled-coil-helix domain containing 7. Lineage: Eukaryota; Metazoa; Chordata; Actinopteri; Anabantiformes; Osphronemidae. The record is from RefSeq and is a predicted model, not a curated record. The transcript has 4 exons. Bases 312 to 569 code for a protein of 85 amino acids.